Messenger RNA from Knipowitschia caucasica, 849 nucleotides. Lineage: Eukaryota; Metazoa; Chordata; Actinopteri; Gobiiformes; Gobiidae. The record is from the annotation of a GenBank genome assembly.
AUGUCCAGCUCAGGGAACCCGUUUGAGGAUCCCUCUGUGACGCAGGCGAUGAGCACCACUGUGACAACUGUGGAAGACUUCAGUACUGAAACCAGCGGAUCCACAACACCUGCAGUAAUCCAGACCACAGACCCACAGGAUGCUGCAGCAGCAGUUCGGUCUGACCUCCUCAGACGGCAGGAGGAACUGGAACGAAAGGCUGCUGAACUGGAAAAAAGAGAAGAAGAGAUUAACAGGACUGAACCAGGGGUGAACAACUGGCCUCCUCUUCCCGCUCUGUGUCCGAUCAAACCUUGUUUUUACCAAAACUUCACUGAAGAAAUUCCCCCAGAAAAUCAGAGGCUCUGCAGAAUGCUGUACUACCUCUGCAUGUUGAACUCGGUGACUCUCUUCCUGAACGUGCUGGCCUGCCUGGCCCUUUUCACCACAGCGCCCUCUCAUGGUCAGGACUUUGGUUUGUCGCUGGUUUGGCUCUUGCUGUUUACACCCUGUUCCUUCCUCUGCUGGUACAGACCAGUGUACAAGGCCUUCAGGACAGACAGCUCGUUCAGCUUCUUCUUCUUCUUCUUCGUCUUCUUGGCUCAAACCGUGAUCUUCGUCAUUCAGAGCGUGGGAAUCCCAGGCUGGGGCAACAGUGGCUGGCUCAUGUCCUUCGCUGUGAUAGGUGAAAACAAAGUGGUGGGUGGGAUAUUGAUCACGGUGGCCAUUUUGUUCUCGCUGUGCUCCGUCCUGUCAAUCAUUCUGUUGAAGAUGGUUCACUCGUCCUAUCGUCGUUCUGGAGCCACUUUUGUAAAAGCUCAACAGGAGUUUUCACAGGGCGUCAUGGCAACAGCAGUUCCUCCAAGCUGA